Messenger RNA from Salvia miltiorrhiza (redroot sage), 1681 nucleotides. RefSeq names its product mitochondrial outer membrane protein porin 2-like. The record is from RefSeq and is a predicted model, not a curated record. Gene Ontology annotation, molecular function: voltage-gated monoatomic anion channel activity. NCBI's taxonomy places the organism in Eukaryota, Viridiplantae, Streptophyta, Magnoliopsida, Lamiales, Lamiaceae. The transcript has 6 exons. The coding region runs from base 322 to 1152 and encodes 276 amino acids. Gene Ontology annotation, cellular component: mitochondrial outer membrane. Gene Ontology annotation, biological process: monoatomic anion transmembrane transport.
AGUCAGCAACUAUGUGGAUGCUCUACGUUGACCUGCCUGUGAUGGGGGUAGCAUCACAACCACCAUCUCCUCCGCAUUACUAUUUGACGAGAUCAAGGCCCAUCGAUCUCAAAUACUGAGCGUCAACAUAUAAAUCAAUGGUCAAUAUUAUCCCAUGAAAAUCAUUUGUCAAUUUCGAAAAAUUCCUCAACACUACGCCUUCACCACCAAAAAAGCCCCUCCAAAUCUCUCUCCCCCUAUUUUCUGUUCGCAGGGAUUCUCGAUUCACUCUCACUUUUCGCAGCCACUCUAAUUUGUGAAAUAAAUUGAGAAGAACUGAAAAUGAGCAAGGGGCCGGGACUCUUCACAGAUAUCGGCAAGAAAGCCAAAGAUCUGCUGACUAGAGAUUAUCUGUCUGAUCACAAAUUUUCCGUCUCCACCUACAGUGAAUCUGGAGUGGCUCUCACAACAUCCACAGUGAAAAAAGGAGGGUAUUCAUCUGGUGAUGUGGGAGUUCAGUACGUAUAUAGGAAUACUUCUACUGAUCUGAAAGUUGAUACAGAGUCAAAUAUCUCAGCCACUUUUACUGUUGCUGACAUUAUUCCCUCAUCAAAAACCAUUGCCAACCUGAAAUUUCCCAAUUAUGAGUCUGGAAAGCUGGAAUUUCAGUACUUCCAUCCUCAUGCAUCCCUCACUGCAGCUGUUGGUCUGAACCAAACUCCUCCACUUGAUUUCUCAGUUACCCUUGGUACUCCCACCUUUGCUUUGGGUGCAGAGGCAGGUUAUGAAACCACUUCCGGAAAAUUAACAAAAUACACGGCUGGCAUCACUGUGACAAAACCAGAUUCAUCUGCUUCAGUAAUUCUGGGUGACAAAGGAGAUACCAUAAAGGCAUCAUACAUACACUACCUUGAUGAAUUGAAGAGGAGUGCUGCUGUGGGAGAAAUCACCCGAAAAUUCUCUACAAACGAGAACACAUUUACAGUGGGAGGAUCUUGCGCUGUUGACAGCCUGACACUAGUGAAAGUGAAGCUUAAUAAUCACGGUACACUAGCGGCUACUUUGCAGCAUGAGGUCAUUCGCAAAUCUCUUGUGACCAUAUCCAGCGAAUUCGACACCAAGUCCUUGGACAAGACCCCCAAAUUUGGUGUGUCGCUCGCUCUGAAGCCUUGAAAGCUCCUAGAUUAACCAUCUUGCAUUUGAAUGCUGUACUUGUUUGAACUUUUGAGGUUGCAUUGGAAAAGGUUGCCAAAUAAGUAGUUUCAGAAAUUUACUGUCCCCAGCAAUUGACACAUCAUCAUGCAUUGAUGCGCGGGGAAAUUCUAUGAUGUUUUGUGGGUUUUGAACUGCCUACUGUGUCUUUCUUCUUGAGGCUUUUUGACAUGAGAAGCAUUCUUUAAAUUCAACGAUUUUGGGCUCAUUUUACAAAGGGGGAGCGAAGCUUGAUUCAUGGGAUUGAGUAUUUUCGUAUUUCUGUGCUGUCAUCUGGAAGAAGAGGAUGUGGUAGGGUUGAUGCCUUCUUCGUUUGUCUUUCUGUGUAUUGUGUUUGUUACAAAUCAUUACUCCCAUUCUGCAACUUCUUUUACAUCAGAAUUCAGAACUGAAAGGAAAAGAUGGUGCAAAUGGGAGUAUGCUUGUGGUGGAAGAAUCCUGUAAGAGAAUUUCACUUUUAGAUUCAUCAAUUUCACGUUUCAUUUCUCUA